CGCUGUGAGCUCUGCUGUCAUAGUGCUUCACUUCCGGGAUAAUGACAAGAUGAGAUUGUAGCAUCGCCGCUGAACAAAAUCCCGUCACAGGGUGAUGGGGCCAGACAGUGUCCCAGGUCCAGCUGUGCCCUGGCGGAAGGUGCUGUGGGAGCGCCAGCCCUUCCCUGAUAACUAUGUGGAUCAGCGGUUCCUGGAGGAAUUAAGGAGGAAUGAGGGCAUCCGGCAGUACCGCUACUGGGCUGUGGUGAGAGAAGCAGGCUUUGUGGGACAACAGCUGUCCUGUGUUGCCAUUUUUAUCACCCUCUGGCUCUACAUGGAGCAGGGUCUGCUGUCCCCUGAGAAGCUGUUGUGGACCAGCCUUGUCUGCGCCCUGCUGGGAUAUGGACUGCACCAAGCCUUGACGUCUCAAGUCGAAUCCGGCUGUGAGCUCCGGACUCGUCUCGCUGACUUACAGAGUGCCACUAUUUUUCUAUCCUUCACCUUUGGUUUCUCGCCUGUUCUAAAGACACUAACAGAGUCUGUGAGUACUGACACGGUGUACGCCAUGUCUGCUGUGAUGCUGCUGGCCCACCUAGUCUCAUUCCCUUACGCCCACCCCUCACCCCCAGGCAGCCUCUCCAUAAAUGCAGCCCUGUUUGCCUCAGUGUGUCUAGCCUCAAGGUUACCUGGGGCUCUUCACACCUUCGCCAUGCUCAGCUGUGCCCUGCUGGUGUUUGCCCUGUGGCCCUGCCUGCUGCAGAGGCUGAGGGAGAACACCCCUAACCAGUUUACUGGGUUGUGUGUGGGAGUGUGUAUCGGAGGGGUAGGUGGCCUGUGGACACAGUCACCAGGGGGAGCUGUGCUCUUAGCCCUGGCCUUAGGGUGUGUUACAUUGCUCUGCCCCCUGCUGUUAGUCAGGCUGCAGAGGCACAAGGACAACAUCCAUGGACCCUGGGAUGAAGCUGAGAUUCAUGAGGACCUCAGUCACUUCCUUCAAUAACGGACAGAGUAAAGAGGAGCACAUGGAGCUCCUGACAAAAGUUACAUUUGAGGUGUGAGCCAACUGAGACUUUUAUAUGAAUUAAUUGUCAGUUUGCAGUAUUAUGUUGGUGCUGUACUAAACUGACAAAUGUUAACUCUUUUAUCAUUGGUCCACAUCUGUUUGGACAGCCAUGAAACCUUGUUAUCCUCUUGCAGAGAAUAUGAAGAUGUUUUUACUGUUCAAGCUGCUAAGUGUUGACCUCAGAAUUCGUAUGGAAGGUAUCAACUAAUAUGCAAUGCUGACUUUACAUUUGUGGGAGAUGUUUAUGGUUGUGUUCAGUAUGUUGUUGAUGUUGAGUAUGAAUGGACAGAUUCAUAGAGCUACACAGUGGCUUGCAAACUAUGUCAAAAUUAAACAUUAGAAGUACAAAAAUUUUAAAGGGUUUUGCAAUAAAAAUGUGUCCUCAAAGUAAAUAAUGCUUUUUUUAUUUUUAUAUUUUUGAGAAACAACAUUUUGACAGACUACUUAGUUUUCAAGUUGUGUUUUGUAUGGAUGGACAGUUUGCUUGUCAGUAAUGACAUAAAAGAGCUUUUAUUUGAAUGACUGCUCUUUUCUAAUAAUGAAAUAUUACACAUGUAAACAUUGGAGAAGUCCAGUAUAACAAGCUCCCGUUGAUCAUACAGGGCAGACAGCUGCUGCAGUGCUACAGUUCUCACAGGACUGUCCACCAUAUUUUAAAAAUAAAUACAUUUUAUUAACCAACAGCAUAGUAAACACAGACAGUACAUGACCAUAUAAUGCCAGGGGACAGACAUAAAACAAAUAGUUAACAUACAUUUUCAAUAUAGCUUUCUUUUUUUUAGAAUAGAGGAGGAAUGUGAUGUAUUGUUUGAUUGUAUGACUAUUUUUAAAAAUAUAAAAAAUGUGGUUUCUGAAUGUGAUUUUGCAAGUAUUGAUGACAGUGUCGAGUUUUUUCGGUAAAAGUCAGUAAAGAAAGCCAAACUCCACUUUUUCAUAGAAAAGGGUAAACUCCGUCCACCAUGUUGCAUUCCCUGCCACACCCAGUCAGUGACGUCACGUUGGCGGGCUGAGUUGAUUAAAAACACCUGCUGUGAUUUACAUGGCGCUUAAAAAAAAAAAACCCUCAACCCCAACACAGCAGCCGUGUACUGCCCGGCCACAUGUACAGUUGAUUUAAAAUGGACACUGGGUUUAAAGUCAGAGCCGCUCACUCUACCGUCUGUUCAGCGUUCAGCGUGAGGAAGGCUAGAAUUGUUGUAGCUUAUGUUUAUGUUCAUUUUCAUGUUUGUUUUUGUUUCAAUAUAUUAAAGACCUGCUAACAUAA
Molecule: messenger RNA, 2306 nt
Organism: Dicentrarchus labrax (European seabass)
Lineage: Eukaryota; Metazoa; Chordata; Actinopteri; Moronidae
Gene: pigc
Product: phosphatidylinositol glycan anchor biosynthesis, class C
Exons: 3
Coding region: 95-979 (294 amino acids)
Biological process (GO): GPI anchor biosynthetic process
Cellular component (GO): glycosylphosphatidylinositol-N-acetylglucosaminyltransferase (GPI-GnT) complex; membrane
Source: RefSeq, a predicted model, not a curated record